CAGAGGGCGGCCGGGGCGCGGCCACCUGCAGGAGCCGAGCGUGUGCACCUGCGGCGCUCGCUCCCGGUCCGGGGUAGAGAGCUGCGAGUGCCCUGCCGGCCCAGCUUCCCGGCGCAGCCCGCUCGUGCGCACACGUGCGCCGUGUCCUUGAAGAGACCCAUCCAUGGAAGGCAAUCCCUUGCUGGUAUCCAAACAGAAGACGGAAGUGGUGUGUGGGGUCCCCACGCAGGUGGUCUGCACGGCCUUCAGCAGUCACAUCCUGGUCGUGGUGACCCAGUUCGGGAAGAUGGGUACCCUGGUCUCCCUGGAGCCCAGCGCCGUGGCCAGUGACAUCAGCAAGCCCGUGCUCACCACGAAGGUCCUUCUUGGGCAGGACGAGCCUCUCAUCCAUGUCUUUGCAAAGAACCUGGUGACGUUCGUGUCUCAGGAAGCUGGAAACAGAGCAGUUCUCUUGGCCAUGGCCGUGAAGGACAGGAGCGUGGAGGGGCUGAAGGCCUUGAAGGAGGUGAUCCAGUCAUGCCAGGUGUGGUGACCCUGGAGCCGGCAGCCGCGCCUGCUACUCAGCGGGCCGAGGGGACACGCAGACGCCCUCUCGUUUCGGAGACCCUCCCUUGGUCAGGAAGGAGGAGGAACUCUGGCGUUAGCUUUUAGAAGCCAGUAGUUCGCACAUCCCGGCCCGACUCUUACUCUGGGUGCUAACGUACCCUUGGGUGGAGGGAAGUUGCGGAGUGUGUCUUGGGGGUUGUGAACGGUUCUCACCAGGGUCCGAAUAGCUGCGUGUAUUUGAGAACUGAAAGAGGAGUCAUCAGGUAUGAGUCCUGGUGCUCUACGUGCAGUAUCUGUUGUUGAAGGACAUUUUUUUUUAUUCAAAAUAAAUGCGUAUCCCAAAAUA
Messenger RNA from Ailuropoda melanoleuca (giant panda), 892 nucleotides. It is a transcript of the gene PSMG3, whose product is annotated as proteasome assembly chaperone 3. Gene Ontology annotation, biological process: proteasome assembly. Bases 164 to 532 code for a protein of 122 amino acids. NCBI's taxonomy places the organism in Eukaryota, Metazoa, Chordata, Mammalia, Carnivora, Ursidae. The record is from RefSeq and is a predicted model, not a curated record. The transcript is spliced from 3 exons.